Messenger RNA from Arachis duranensis, 1230 nucleotides. RefSeq names its product putative GATA transcription factor 22. The record is from RefSeq and is a predicted model, not a curated record. The coding region runs from base 167 to 1057 and encodes 296 amino acids. The transcript is spliced from 3 exons. NCBI's taxonomy places the organism in Eukaryota, Viridiplantae, Streptophyta, Magnoliopsida, Fabales, Fabaceae. Gene Ontology annotation, molecular function: zinc ion binding; sequence-specific DNA binding. Gene Ontology annotation, biological process: regulation of DNA-templated transcription.
ACCUUGUAUCCUCUCUGCUGGUUGCUCUUGUAUGUAUUUCAUGAAUAAUUAAUUAGUGGACAAAAGGGAAGAACGUAUCACUUGCACCCUUUCUCUCAUCCUUCUUGUCUCUCUCUUUCUUUAUGCAUAUGCGUCCAUCAUACCUCCUUCUUCUUCUUCUUCUCUCAUGAUGCCUACUACUACCACUACUCUUCUUGAUCUCAAUCAAGAUCUAACUCUAAGCCAUGAUGAUGACCAAGAACACCAGCAACAACAACAACAACAACCCUCUUCUCUUUCAUUUCCAAUCCUACUCAACCCCCUACCUCAUCAAAAGGUUGAGAAGAUUGAUGAUGCUAAUUGUAGUAGUGGAUCACGGGAUCAUUCAGAAAAACCUAAUCACGGCAGUGGAAUCAUCAAGCUGAUUUGGAAGAAUAAGAAACGAGAUGAGGCAGAAGCAGAAGAAGAAGAAGAAGAAGAAGAAGAAGUGAUCCCAAAGUGGAUGCCUUCCAAGAUGAGGAUGAUGCGCAAGAUGAUGGCAUCCGAUCAUCAUCAUCAACAACAACAGGAACAAGAGAUUCCUAUUAUUGGAACGGACGAUGACAACAACAAUCACAACAGUAAUACCACUGCUCCUACUGUUAGGGUUUGCUCUGAUUGUCACACCACUAAGACUCCUCUCUGGAGAAGUGGACCAAGAGGCCCCAAGUCACUUUGCAAUGCGUGCGGUAUACGACAAAGAAAGGCGAGGCGUGCCGCCAUGGCUGCUGCGGCGGCAAAUGGAACCACACUGGCGGCGGCUGAGGUAAACAAGUUUGGUAGAAGCAAAGAGAAGCAGCUCAAGUCCAAAACUGGCAGUAGCGAGUUGAUGAAAAAGAAGCGCAAUAAGCUUGGAGCUGCUGGGAGAGGGAAGCAAUCUCAUCAUCGUCAUCAUCAUCAUCAUCAUGAUUAUUGUUUCGAGGAUUUGAGAUUAAGCUUAUUAAGCAAGAAUUUGGCUGUUCAUCAAGUAUUCCCUCAGGACGAGAAAGAAGCUGCGAUCCUUCUCAUGGCCUUAUCCUAUGGUCUUCUUCUUGGAUGAAUAAUUACUAUAAUAAUUAGGGUUUUCGAUCAUAUUGCAAUGCCAUCUUAAUUAAUUACAAUUAUAUACAUAUCAUCAUAAUUGACUAUUGUGAGGUGAAUGUUUUGUGUUUGUACGGCAACAUGAUAUUAUAUAUGCUAUCUUAUGUUAUGAAAUCAAUUAUGUUUAGUUUA